Cinclus cinclus is the source of this 925-nucleotide messenger RNA. RefSeq names its product SFT2 domain containing 2 (gene SFT2D2). Gene Ontology annotation, biological process: vesicle-mediated transport. Gene Ontology annotation, cellular component: membrane. The record is from RefSeq and is a predicted model, not a curated record. The transcript is spliced from 8 exons. Lineage: Eukaryota; Metazoa; Chordata; Aves; Passeriformes; Cinclidae. Bases 28 to 510 code for a protein of 160 amino acids.
UCCGGCUGGCCGGGCGGCUGUGGAGCCAUGGACAAGUUGAAGCGGGUGCUGAGCGGCCGCGACGCGGAGGAACCGAGUGGCCUGGCCGAGGUUAUUGAUGCGACUUCGUUAGGUUGGGGCACCCGAGUGAAAGGUUUCAUUGCGUGUUUUGUGAUCGGAUGCGUGUGCUCGAUCUUGGGUAGCUGUCUGCUAUGGAUCCCAAAGAAAGGGCUGGUACUCUUUGCAGUGUUUUAUACCCUGGGAAAUAUUGCAUCUAUUGGGAGCACUAUGUUUCUUAUGGGACCAGUGAAACAAUUGAAACGGAUGUUUGAGCCUACACGUUUGAUCGCUACUAUUGUUAUGCUGUUGUGCCUCAUACUGACACUUUGUUCUGCUUUCUGGUGGCAUAAGGCAGGACUCGCGCUGCUUUUCUGCAUUUUACAGUUUUUUGCCAUGGCGUGGUACAGCAUUUCCUUCAUACCAUAUGCAAGGGAUGCUGUGAAGAAAUGUGUUUCAGUCUGUCUGUCCUGACAAGAAUACUGGAUGCCUCACAAAGUUUUAGGAAGAUCUAGGUAGAACUGUGUUGAGAUCACUGUGUUGUGUAGUUUCCUACUUCAGUCUUGAACACCCGACUAUAAGUGCUUGUUAGAAGCUCCUUGUGUUACAACCAGCAUCUGCAGUUGCUUGGGUUUGUAAGCAAUGGUGUCUGUGGGACAGGGGGCUUGUGAUCAAAUGAAAUUCAGUCUGGGAGAAGAACUGGGCAAAGAUCUACAAUUUGUUAUGGUGAUUCUUCCAUAAAUUCAUGCAUUUGGUUUUGCAAAAUUUUCAAAGUAAUGUGUAAAGUGAAGACCUUUACUCUGGUGGGACUGUGCCAGUUGUUAAGUUGAAAACUGAUUUCUUACCAACAGCUUGGGUUUUUUUUAAAUAGCCUUGUGUCACUUAAUCU